AUGCCAAAGCAACUUAAAGAUCUCAAGGAAUACCUCGCUGUCUUGAAGCGUUCAGACGCCAAGGGCGUGACCGUAUACAAGAAGAAGGGCAAGGGUGGCGUUGUCAACACCAAGUUCAAGGUCAGGUGCUCUCGCUACCUCUACACUCUCUCUGUCCCCAACGCUGCCAAGGCCUCCAAGAUUGAGGCCAGCAUUCCAAGCAGCUUGGAGAAGAAGGUUAUCUCUAGCAAGAAGUAA
Theileria equi strain WA is the source of this 237-nucleotide messenger RNA. RefSeq names its product 60S ribosomal protein L38, putative. NCBI's taxonomy places the organism in Eukaryota, Apicomplexa, Aconoidasida, Piroplasmida, Theileriidae. Gene Ontology annotation, biological process: translation; protein-RNA complex assembly. The coding region runs from base 1 to 237 and encodes 78 amino acids. Gene Ontology annotation, cellular component: cytosolic large ribosomal subunit; ribosome. Gene Ontology annotation, molecular function: structural constituent of ribosome. The transcript has a single exon. The record is from RefSeq and is a predicted model, not a curated record.